Messenger RNA from Sciurus carolinensis (gray squirrel), 657 nucleotides. RefSeq names its product prefoldin subunit 6 (gene Pfdn6). The transcript is spliced from 4 exons. Gene Ontology annotation, biological process: chaperone-mediated protein complex assembly; protein folding. Lineage: Eukaryota; Metazoa; Chordata; Mammalia; Rodentia; Sciuridae. Gene Ontology annotation, cellular component: cytoplasm; prefoldin complex. Gene Ontology annotation, molecular function: protein-folding chaperone binding. The record is from RefSeq and is a predicted model, not a curated record. The coding region runs from base 220 to 609 and encodes 129 amino acids.
GUUUCGAUUGAGGGGUUUGGGGUCUCGUUUCACUCUCCAUCUCCUGGGACCAGGAUACAGUCGAUAUCCCGGAUAGGGAGAGGCUGCGGUGCCCUGAGGGGCUGCCUUUCAAGAGUGCUGUCAUUUCCGCAGGCCGGGCCAGAAAAGGGAGAUCGGGCUCCUUCCAGAGCUUGAGACCCAGCGCCCCCAUCCCGCUCCCAGCAGGCUUUCGUCCCCGCCAUGGCUGAGCUUAUCCAAAAGAAGCUGCAGGGAGAAGUGGAGAAAUACCAACAGCUACAAAAAGAUUUGAGUAAAUCCAUGUCAGGGAGACAGAAGCUUGAGGCACAACUAACAGAGAAUAAUAUCGUAAAAGAGGAACUGGCCCUGCUGGAUGGGUCCAACGUGGUCUUCAAACUUCUGGGUCCUGUGCUGGUCAAACAGGAACUGGGGGAAGCUCGAGCCACAGUGGGGAAGAGACUGGACUAUAUAACAGCUGAAAUUAAGCGAUAUGAAACCCAGCUCCGAGACCUUGAGCGACAGUCGGAGCAACAGAGGGAGACCCUUGCUCAGCUGCAACAGGAAUUUCAGCGGGCCCAGGCGGCAAAGGCAGGGGCUCCUGGGAAGGCCUGACCCCAUGGCCAGGGGGAAGGGGAGGGGAGGGUAUGCGGCAGCUCUAGG